This is a messenger RNA of Penicillium cinerascens, 1353 nucleotides long. RefSeq lists its product as uncharacterized. The transcript has a single exon. The record is from RefSeq and is a predicted model, not a curated record. NCBI's taxonomy places the organism in Eukaryota, Fungi, Ascomycota, Eurotiomycetes, Eurotiales, Aspergillaceae. Bases 1 to 1353 code for a protein of 450 amino acids. Gene Ontology annotation, molecular function: metallopeptidase activity. Gene Ontology annotation, biological process: proteolysis.
AUGGCGCCGUCUAGGUCUGGUACAUGCGCCCACCGGUCCAUAUCUUUUACGUUUUCGCCUCACGCCGAGAAUGCCGGCUUCCGAAGACAAAGCAGUAGACAGCGACUUGCAGCAACCAGGUCAUCAUGUCUAUCUAACCAACCAAAACCCGACCUGGCGACGGACGAUCCAAAGACCUUCCCAGCUCCGUUAUUGCUGCCUGGUGACGACCUGGCCGAAGAUCCUGACUAUCCGACUCAAAGUUUUCAAAAGUGGCUCGGUGAAAUUUCCCGCAAUAAACUCACGCCGAAGCGUAAGACAAUCUAUGUGAUUCCUCCACCUCAGAUCGGUGACGAGGUCGGCUUCAUGCAAUCGUGGAUCAAGCCGGGUUCUCACGCUGCAGAAAGCCGAGCUCAACUACCUUGUCCUCAAGAUGUAUGUGAUUAUCUAGAAGCAUUUUACCACGGUGUGUCCGUCAAGCUCCUCCCUCCUUCGACGUUCACUUUCACAACGUGGGAGGAAGAGGACCGGAAAGCAUCAAAGGCACGCAAAUCUCCCAAACUGAGAUAUGUGGGUCUGAAAUGUGGUACCGGCGUUACUCGUAUCCGUGCCCGUCCCUCGCCCGAUGAAGUCUUUCGCGGACAAGUGAAUCUCAAUGAUCUUCUGGAUGCCGUUAUAGCGAUGCUGCCUCAAGACGCAUUUUCGGUGCAGCUCUUCAUGCACCAUGAUAUGUACGAAGAUGAAGAGGACGAGUUUGGCUGUGGCCGUGCGUAUGGCGGAAGUCGGGUCUGCGUUGUCUCAAGUGCGCGAUAUGAUCCUGCCUUGGAUGAAGUGGAAGAAAUUAAUCGACUUCAUGCCUGGCCAGCAUCCCAUUGCGAGGACUACAUCUCUAAAUGCUGUUCCGAAUUCGACCCGAAGGCAAAACGACCAAAAACUGUUAAGACAAGAACUAAGGAUUCGGAAUUAAGCUCGUCUCCACUCGGUCCUAUGGAAGCGGCAAUAUCUGUCUAUCGAUCUCUUCCAACGUCUAAUUUGUCGCUUCCGGAACUCUCGGCGCUUUGGCUGGGCCGAACCUGCCGUACUGCAGUCCACGAGCUAGGACACUGUUUCGGCAUGGGCCAUUGUGUCUACUACGCCUGCUCAAUGCAAGGCACUGCAUCUAUUCGCGAGGAUGCUAGACAGCCACCAUACCUCUGCCCGGUAGACCUUGCUAAGCUUCUUCAUGAAACCAAAGGCACUGCAAAUAAAAGAUAUCAAGCUCUGCUGGAUUUUUGUGAGCGGCCUGGGAACAAGGGGGCUCACUUCUUUGCACCUUUCGCAGCGUGGCUUCGUGCAAGAUUGCAGGCUAUGUAUCCGAUCAUAGAUUUGACCUAA